Molecule: messenger RNA, 1595 nt
Organism: Entelurus aequoreus (snake pipefish)
Lineage: Eukaryota; Metazoa; Chordata; Actinopteri; Syngnathiformes; Syngnathidae
Gene: elavl2
Product: ELAV like neuron-specific RNA binding protein 2
Exons: 8
Coding region: 407-1573 (388 amino acids)
Cellular component (GO): ribonucleoprotein complex
Molecular function (GO): RNA binding
Source: RefSeq, a predicted model, not a curated record
AAAAACGAAGGCUCCUUCAGUGCGCCGCUUUUCUUUUCCGCUUUGCACUCAGUGAUGUCGCCUGUUUUUGUGGCCCGCCUGUAAAGCGCGAGACAGGCACAACAACCGAGGGCGUCUUCCUUUUUUUUUUUUAAUUAUACAUUAUUUGGUUCCUUUUUAAAAAAAAAAAAAAUUCUGUUGUCCCCACCUUGUACCCUUAUCUCCCCUUUACUCCUAGCCCUUUCUCCUUCUUUUGUUCCAUGCUGAAAGGAAUUGUGUGUUGUUUGAUUUAAUAAAUAUUUCAGUUCCUUCUCAUUUUCUAUCGUUUUGCGUUUUAUGUUGACCAAAAAAACAGAUCAUUUGACUUAUUUCCAUUGCAAGAUCUAAGGAGUUGAAUUAAAAAGAACGACGCCAUCUCCAAGCUAACAUGGCAGUCAGACUGUGCGAUGUGGCUUCUCUGCUUAGAAGUGGUUCGUGGGCGCCUGAGCCUUGGACUGGGCAGGUAAUUGCCGCCAUGGAAUCGCAACUGUCCAACGGGCCGUCGUGCAACAACACAAGCAAUGGCCCAUCGACCAUGUCCAUCAACUGCUCCUCGCCUGUUGAAUCGAGCAGCAUGGAGGAGAGUAAAACUAACUUGAUAGUCAACUACUUGCCUCAGAACAUGACCCAGGAGGAGCUCAAGAGCUUGUUUGCCAGCAUCGGCGAGAUCGAGUCCUGUAAGCUGGUCCGGGACAAAAUAGCAGGGCAAAGCCUAGGUUAUGGCUUCGUCAACUACGUAGACCCCAAGGACGCAGAGAAAGCCAUCAACACCUUAAACGGCUUGAGACUUCAAACAAAAACCAUUAAGGUUUCCUACGCGCGUCCAAGCUCUGCUUCCAUCCGUGAUGCAAAUUUGUAUGUCAGCGGCUUGCCAAAGACCAUGACUCAAAAAGAACUGGAACAGCUUUUUGCUCAGUAUGGCCGCAUCAUAACCUCACGCAUCCUCGUGGACCAGGUGACCGGGCUUUCUAGAGGGGUUGGUUUUAUCCGCUUUGACCGGCGAGUGGAGGCGGAGGAAGCUAUCAAGGGCCUUAACUGCCAGAAGCCGCCUGGCGCCACUGAGCCUAUCACAGUGAAGUUCGCCAACAACCCCAGCCAGAAGACUAGCCAGGCGCUGCUCUCCCAGCUGUACCAGUCACCCAAUCGAAGGUACCCAGGACCACUCGCACAGCAGGCACGCUUCAGGCUGGACAAUCUGCUUAACAUGGCUUAUGGCGUUAAAAGCAGGUUCUCCCCCAUGGCCAUCGAUGGGGUGACCAGCCUGGCAGGCAUAAACCUCCCGGGCCACCCUGGCAGCGGCUGGUGCAUCUUCGUCUACAACCUGGCGCCGGAUGCCGAUGAGAGCAUCUUGUGGCAAAUGUUUGGGCCGUUUGGCGCUGUCACCAACGUCAAGGUCAUACGUGACUUCAACACAAACAAGUGCAAGGGAUUCGGCUUUGUUACUAUGACAAACUACGAUGAGGCGGCCGUAGCCAUCGCCAGCUUGAAUGGGUAUCGCCUCGGGGACCGCAUGCUACAGGUGUCGUUCAAAACCAACAAAACACAUAAAGCUUGAAAAAAAAAAAAACGUUAAUUUU